Aspergillus nidulans FGSC A4 is the source of this 2064-nucleotide messenger RNA. Its product is annotated as Hsp70 family protein. The record is from RefSeq and is a predicted model, not a curated record. NCBI's taxonomy places the organism in Eukaryota, Fungi, Ascomycota, Eurotiomycetes, Eurotiales, Aspergillaceae. Bases 1 to 2064 code for a protein of 687 amino acids. Gene Ontology annotation, molecular function: ATP hydrolysis activity; ATP binding. The transcript is spliced from 13 exons.
AUGUCGUCGGACAAGAUUUUCGUAUUCGGCGGACCACAUUUGUCUGGUGAAAACACAACCUUCACAGCUCCAAAGAUGCUAUCUCGCGACGCAUUCGUCGCAGGCUUUGGCGGGAUCUCUCUGGAGAAUAAAGACAGGAUUAUUGUUGGGGUUGACUAUGGCACGACCUUCACAGGUAGAGAUCACCCUUUGGUCCAAAGUUGCGAAAUAACGGUAAUCACAAACUGGCCUGGUCCUUCUCGAGACAUUGAUACCGUCUACAAAACGCCCUCGCGAAUCGCAUAUGCAGCGGAAAAUUCGCGGCUGAAUAAAGACUGCUGGGGCUUCCAGGUAGAGCCCGGCAUGAUAUCAUACGCAUGGACAAAGCUACUGCUCGAUCGGGGAACGCCCUUGACUAAGUACGAUGACUCCGCGCUAGAGAAGGCGUCAAAUGUCGGUAUAAUGCAGCUGCCAGAGAAUAAAUCUCCCGAAGACCUCGUUGGCGAAUAUCUCGCCAAAGUUUAUGAGCAUAUCCUCAAGAUUAUUGGCAAAAGUAUUACGGAGGAGACGCUGCAAGUUACGCCAAUCGAAUUCUGGUUCACUGUACCGGCAAUCUGGUCUGAUCGGGCACAGCGCGCUACAAGAGAUGCCGCGCGGAGAGCAGGUUUUGCGGGAACAUUGCACCGGCCGUCUGACAGACUCUUCUUGAUCACCGAGCCUGAGGCGGCUGCAAUUGCUGUGCUGAGCAAAUACGCCAGUAGCAAACUGGGAGGCGCGGUGAAGCCUGGAGACGGGGUGCUUGUUUGCGACUGUGGAGGUGGCACUGUGGAUAUUACCACAUAUCUCGUCAACGACGUCGAGCCGCUGAAGUUUGAAGAAUUGUGCACAGGCAUGGGAGGCAAAUGUGGUUCGACAGCAAUAGAUCGUAACUUCUAUAAGCUCAUGUCAGAGAGGUUUGGCGAAGCUUUUGACAAACUACCAAUGAAGCGCAAGGGCCCCGGAAGUGAAUUCAUGAGGAGGUUCGAGACCCUGAAGAGAGACUUUGGAGUAUCUGAUGAGCAGGACGUCCAUGAACUGCCCCUGAACAUGACCUUAGAUGACCCAGACCCCAAGUAUUUCGAUGAGGAUGAGCGCAUGGUCAUAAUCUCAAGCGAUGAUCUUCGCACGGUUUUUGAUCCUGUUGUGGAUCAAAUCAUCCAGCUGGUAAGAAAGCAAAUCGACGAUGCAAACACCGAGGCUGGGAAGGACAUGAUCAAUAGAAUCAUCCUUGUGGGUGGCUUUGGAGACUCCGAGUACCUACGAAAAGCUUUCAAGUCCACAUUUGCAUCGGAUGGCAAGAUUGCCAUAACUGUCCCUGAGAUCCCACAAGCGGCCAUUGUGCAAGGAGCCGCUCUACGAGGGCUAGAAGGUAUCCGCUCAACCACUAAACGGUGCCGUCGGCAUUACGGCUUUGCGGUUGACACGGAGUUUGUACCUGGAAUGAACAAACUCGAUACGUACUGGGAUGUAUAUAACAAUAGGAAGAUGGUUCGGGGUUUCAUGAAGUGGACUAUCCAGAAAGGCCAAAAAUACGCCGAAAACCACACCGAAUUUUUCCCGCUCAAUUGGAGAAAGUUUUGGGACUCGGAGCUGAGCCCUCGCCUUCCACUUUACGCGUGCGAGCAGACGCUGGCCCCUGGGUGGAAUGAUCACAGAGGUGAUAUUGCAGUUGAUCUGUCCAAUGUUGAUCUGAGCAGAUUCAACUCGAAGCUCAUUGACGACAGGCGCGCGUACGAUAUACAGCUCCAUCUCAAGGUCACUUUUGGUGCUCAGGAAGGACUAUUGAAAUAUGAAGCUAUAAGUCAAGGGAAAACGAUUGGAGUGACAAGUAUUGAUUAUAUAAUACCGGUUCCUGCCUCUGAUUACCCAGCUUCGCCUUGGCGUCAUAGUCCUUUAAUUCACUCCAGGCACUGGCAAGCUUCCAUUGUUGUUGACGAUAUUGACCCUCGACCCGUGCUCAAUGAGCAUCCUGGCGGCAUGUACAACAAUGCAACACGAGCCAGCUGUAGGAUGUUCCUGGUGUCAGAAUACCGUGUACCUGAGUAG